Molecule: messenger RNA, 496 nt
Organism: Solanum stenotomum
Lineage: Eukaryota; Viridiplantae; Streptophyta; Magnoliopsida; Solanales; Solanaceae
Product: loganic acid O-methyltransferase-like
Exons: 2
Coding region: 227-484 (85 amino acids)
Biological process (GO): methylation
Molecular function (GO): S-adenosylmethionine-dependent methyltransferase activity
Source: RefSeq, a predicted model, not a curated record
UCGAUCCUAUUAUGUAUUUGGGGCUCCAGGAUCUUUUCAUGGUAGAUUAUUUCUGUCGCGAUCAAUACAUUUUGCACAUUCUUCUUGUGCUAUACAUUGAUUAUCUAAGAUUCCAAAAGAAUUAUUAGAUGAAAAAUCUCCAGCAUGGAAUAAGGGAUUGAUUCACUAUGUAGGUGCAUCAAAUAUUGAAGUAGUGAAUGCUUAUGUUGCUCAAUUUGAAAAGGACAUGGAAAUGUUCUUCAAUGUAAGAGCUGGGGAAAUUGUUCCUGGAGGAAUGAUGGUGUUUGUUUCACCAUUUUCAUGUUAUAUACGUCUCAUGGGAUUUUUCAGUUCUAGUCUUAUGGAUUUGGUGAAUGAGGGAAAACUAGAUGAAUCUCUAGUUGAUUCAUUCAAUUUGCCAAUGUAUUUUCCUUCUCCUCAAGACAUGACUAAAGUGGUGGAGAAAAAUGGUUGUUUUAGCAUUGAGAUGAUGGGGUUGAGAUAGACCAAAUCAAAG